Molecule: messenger RNA, 3747 nt
Organism: Cottoperca gobio
Lineage: Eukaryota; Metazoa; Chordata; Actinopteri; Perciformes; Bovichtidae
Gene: elmo3
Product: engulfment and cell motility 3
Exons: 21
Coding region: 277-2424 (715 amino acids)
Biological process (GO): actin filament organization; cell motility
Source: RefSeq, a predicted model, not a curated record
AAACCCUCGACUGAACAACUCCAACCAACCCGGAACUUUUAAAUCAACUAAUCAUUCCUGAAAACGUAUUGCAUGGAGUUCCCUCCUGGUUUUCCGAGCAGUUCAAAUGUUACUCUAACAAAAGUCACUUGUACUGACUGAGGUAGUUCCUUCUGAGGGGAAAAAAGACAGUUUCAAAUGCUUCUCGCUUGGACUGCCGCGGCUGCUGUGGGACAGUAACCCUGGACUUGUCUUUUUCAAACCAGCUAGAGAGUGGUGGAGUCAAGAGCUGCCAACAUGCCUCAACAGAAGGACAUAGUGAAGAUAGCCAUCCAGAUGCCCGGGGCCUACCCCCAGCUCAUACAACUGGACCAGAAAAAGCCUCUGUCUGCUGUAAUAAAGGAAGUGUGUGAUGGCUGGAAUCUCUCAGGUCCCGACAACUAUGCUCUGCAGUAUGCUGAUGGAGUGCAGACGUACAUCACUGAAUCUAAUCGUCUGGACAUUAAAAACGGCUGCAUUCUGCGUCUGACCAAGGCACCGGGCCGCUGUGCAGAAGACUUGUACAAGGGCAUCCAGAGCUCAGACUCGGGCGUGCGAUGCGAUUCGCUGAAGGAGCUGGCGAGCGUUUCCACAGACGUGACCUUUGCUCAGGAGUUCAUCAGCCGAGACGGACACCUCUUAUUGGUCAAGAUAGUAGAGGACUCUAAUGAGAGUAAUGUGAUCAUGACCCACACGCUGACAGGCUUCAUGGAACUGAUGGAUCAUGGGAUAGUUUCAUGGGAGAACCUCUCGUGUGUCUUCAUCAAGAAGAUUGCCAGCUUUGUCAACGCCAAGCCGACCGAUGUAUCAAUGCAGCAGGUGUCCUUGGACAUCCUGGAGAGCAUGGUGCUGAGCAGCCACAGCCUCUUCCUGCAGGUCAAACAGGAAGUCACUAUGGAGAGGCUCAUCGCUCACCUCCAGGUGACGAACCAGCAGAUACAGACCAAAGCCAUGGCCCUACUUAUGGCACUACUACAAACUGCCGGGGACUCAGACAGACAGGAUAUGUUUGCGUUCCUGAAUAAGAAGAAUCUCCGUCAGUACAUCUAUAAAAACAUUAUCCAUAGUUCUGGUUCAGUCCAGGACGAGAUGGCCCACUACCUCUAUGUCCUACAGUCGGUUACCUUGAACCACCUGGAGCCUCGGAUGAGGACGCCUCUGGACUCCUACAGCCAGGAGCAGAGAGACAUCCUUCAUGGUUUGCGACAGGCAGCGUUUGAGACAGAAAGCGAGAACAGCCUGAGCCACGAGAGACGACGCUCGCUCUGCGCCAAAGAGUUCAAGAAGUUAGGCUUCUCUAACAAUAGUAACCCUGGUCAGGACUUGGUGCGAACGCCUCCUGGUCUUCUAGCUUUGGACACCAUGUCCUAUUUUGCCGCACGCUAUCCUGAUGCCUACAGCAGGUUUGUCCUGGAGAACAGCAGCAGGGAAGACAAACAUGAGUGUCCGUUUGCCAGGAGCAGCAUCCAGCUCACACUCAUCCUGUGUGAAAUCCUUCGUAUCGGAGAGUCCCCCUCAGAGACCAGAUCUGACUACCACCCCAUCUUCUUCAGUCAGGAUCGGCUGAUGGAGGAGCUUUUCUGUGUCUGCAUCCAGCUGCUCAACAAGACCUGGAAGGAGAUGAGAGCCACUCAGGAGGACUUCGACAAGGUGAUGCAGGUUGUGAGGGAGCAGAUCACCAGGACGUUGUCCAGUAAGCCGACCUCCCUGGAGCUUUUCAAGAACAAAGUCAAUGCCCUCAACUACAGCGAGAUCCUCAAACUGCGGCAGACAGAACGGCUGCACCAGGAAGAGACUCUUGCUCCGCCCGUACUUGAGCUCAAAGAGCGCCUGAAGCCAGAGCUGCUUGAGUUGAUCCGUCAGCAGAGACUCAACAGGCUGUGUCAGGGAACAAUGUUCAGGAAGAUUAGCAGCCGACGCAGACAGGAUAAACUGUGGUACUGCCGCUUGUCGCCCAAUCACAAAAUGCUUCACUACGGGGAUGUGGAGGAGGACGCGGACAAUCCACCAAUUGAAACACUGCAAGAGAAGAUUCCAGUAGCAGAUAUCAAAGGCUUGCUGACGGGAAAAGACUGUCCUCACAUGAAGGAGAACAAAGGCAAACAGAACAAGGAGGUGCUGGACCUGGCAUUUAGCAUCACCUAUGAUGUAGAAGAGGACAGCCUUAACUUCAUAGCACCCUCCAGAACUGAUUUCUGCCUGUGGACAGAUGGACUGAGCGUUCUGCUGGGCCGGGAGAUGAGUAGUGAAUCCAUGCGCAGCGAGCUGGAGAUCCUGCUCUCUAUGGAGAUUAAGCUCCGCCUUCUGGACCUCGAGAACGUUCCCAUCCCCGACCGUGCGCCCGCCGUCCCCAAGCCGCCGAGCAACUACAACUUCUGCUACGACUUCAGCCAGACUGAGCAGUAGAGUAGGCCGUGUGAAUGUGUAAAUAUAUAUGUGUGUGUGUGUGUGUGUCUGAAAUAAGAGGUGUGUGUGUGUGUGUGUGUGUGUGUGUGACAUGUACACAAAUUUAUAACAUUAGAUUAGUGGCCUGGUCUUCUGCAUAGUGCACGUGGGUGUGAACUGCUAAUGCUGCAGAUUAUCUGAGAGAGAAACAUCUUCAGUUCAACGCAUUAACAAAAAAUAUGAAAUACAACCACUCAAGUAAUGGUACUUGUUGUUUUGUAAUCAUUUUAUAUUUCUAAAUAUAUCUAAAACUAUGUAUGAUACAUGGAAUAUGUGUGUGUGCGAGGCUGUAUAUUCUUUGAUCUUUGUCUCAGAAUGCUGGUUGUGCUCAUUUGUUAAAUUCUUUUUUUUUUAAUGGGCAUUAAUAAUAACGCAAUGCUUUCUCGAGAUGUGGUACAUGUUAGACUCAUAUCCAGCAUAUGAAGACAAACAGUAUGUUUCAGUGUUGGACAAUAUUUUGCUUAAAUCAGAAAUAUACAUGACAUAGGUACUGGCCUUGGUACAGAUCCCAGCGGCUCUAUACUGUGCAGCAGAGAUGCUCUGUACGACUUUUAUUAGGUACCAAGCUGACUUGUUUUUUUACAGUUGUACAUUUGGCAUAAUCAACAGUUUUCUAUCUAACUAGCACAAAUGCAAUCAGUGAUCAUCAUUUUAUUUUCUCGACUGUCUUGGAUAAGAUCUUGAAUUGAUUUUAAAAUGAAUUGAUUUCAUACAAUGUAGUGAUUAUAAUAUGAUGGGGGUGACGUGCUCAGUCCCAAUGUGCUACACUCUCACUCACCAAGCACUCAGUCGCUGCUCAAUAACUGACACAGAUCUGCAGAAUAACGUCAGUCACGACUGUCCUCUGCACUGCAUUCCUGACACUUUGUGAUAAAUAUCCACUUUGAAUCAAUUCACACGAAUAAACAGUUUGAUUUAUAAUGAGAAAGAAACAAGUGUGUGUGUGUGUGUGUGUUUUACAGAGUAGCCAAGGUUUGACUUCUCUGCGGUUUAUUUAUUUUUUAAAAGUCAGCAUCUUAUAUCCUUGAUUUUUCACCUUUACAGUCUAUAAUUCUCCCUCUGGCAUCGUGCAGCAUACAAUGUAACAGCAGUACAACAUUAUUCUACAAUGCACAUACAGUAUCAAGGGAUGGAUUAUAGUUAGUUCAACACCACAGUUUGUACUAUUAUGGGAAGCUUGUCGUAUGUCCACAAAUUUGAAUUGAAAAAAAUGUUGUGACGUGAUGUCUGCAAUUUGUGGGAUAUUACUACCUUUCAAUAAAUUCCUUAUCAUUUGAGACUCAA